Paraphaeosphaeria sporulosa is the source of this 1233-nucleotide messenger RNA. RefSeq names its product 40S ribosomal protein S6-B. The coding region runs from base 359 to 1078 and encodes 239 amino acids. The record is from RefSeq and is a predicted model, not a curated record. Gene Ontology annotation, cellular component: ribosome. The transcript is spliced from 3 exons. NCBI's taxonomy places the organism in Eukaryota, Fungi, Ascomycota, Dothideomycetes, Pleosporales, Didymosphaeriaceae. Gene Ontology annotation, biological process: translation. Gene Ontology annotation, molecular function: structural constituent of ribosome.
UGAAAACAUCUCAUACCACAAUCUUUGCGUGCUGGUAACUGAUUCCUAAGUUUUUCCAAACUUCGCAACUGCCAUAGUCACGGUAGUAUUGUGCUACCUACGGAGCAACUGUCAGGUUCUGCGGACUUUGCGUACUGUCACUCUUCGAGUUGCACAACAUCUAGUGCAUGGUGAAUUAUCCGGGGCCCGAGCGAGAGCUAGCGUAUCACGUGUAAGGACACUACGGCAGAAAGUAUUCCCUAGCGCGCACAAGCGAGGCUUGGCCACGGAUCGUUUGGCAAAAGUUCCAACACCACAACGAGCCUCUCGACAAUCUACUAACGUUGCAGCACCCGGCCUUUGCGAUACCGCCGUCAAGAUGAAGCUCAACAUCUCGUACCCCAACAAUGGCACCCAGAAGCUGAUCGAGAUUGAAGACGAGCGCAAGCUGCGCGUCUUCAUGGACCGCCGUAUGGGCCACGAGGUCCCCGGCGACAGCGUCGGCGACGAGUUCAAGGGCUACAUCUUCCGCAUCACCGGCGGCAACGACAAGCAGGGCUUCCCCAUGAAGCAGGGUGUCAUGCACCCUACCCGUGUGCGCCUGCUCCUCGCCGACGGCCACAGCUGCUACCGCCCCCGCCGCACCGGCGAGCGCAAGAGGAAGAGUGUCCGCGGCUGCAUCGUCGGCAUGGACCUCUCCGUCCUCGCCCUUAGCAUCGUCAAGAAGGGCGAUGCCGACAUCCCCGGCGUCACCGACACCGUCCACCCCAAGCGCCUCGGCCCCAAGCGUGCCACCAAGCUCCGCCGUUUCUUCGGUCUCAGCAAGGAUGAUGAUGUCCGUAAGUUCGUCAUCCGCCGCGAGGUCCAGCCCAAGAAGGAGGGCGCGAAGCCCUACACCAAGGCCCCCAAGAUCCAGCGCCUGGUCACCCCCCAGCGCCUCCAGCACAAGCGCCACCGCGUCGCACUCAAGCGCCGCCGCGCAGAGGCAUCCAAGGAUGCUGCCAACGAGUACGCCCAGAUCCUCCACAAGCGCAUCACCGAGGCCAAGUCCGCCCACGACGAGGCCAAGAAGAGGAGGGCUUCUUCCAUGAGGCAUUAGAUUAUGUCUACGAGUACAUGAGUUCUGGGAUGAUCCUUUGGCGUCGGCUCAAAAACGUGGUGUGGGUUCAUCUGAAUGGAAGCUUCGGAUUUCUAGGCAUGGGCAUUAACAUACCCGGUACUGCAUUUUGUAGCAGUCGGUUUUCAAUGAAGCAA